UCUAGGAUCGACGACUAAUUAGAUUUCUUAGUUAUUUGAUUUACAUCCAGAAUCUUUAUCAUAAUUCUUGUUGAUAUGCAACUAUUCUUGCUCAUAACAUAGAUUUCCAACCUCCAAGCAUGUUUAACUCCUAGAGAGUCUUUUCCAAUGCCCUACACAGUAUAUUUUGUCAAAAACUUCUUAACAUAAUUCUCUGAAUUUUUAUGAAUUUUAGCAAAAAAAUUGUGAAUGAAAGAACUUCCUGCUGGAGUAGAGAUUUUGGAAAAUAUUACUAUAUUUCAACUGUCAUUGUUAUUGCACUUGUGUUAAAAAAUUUAGAAUAGCUCUAUUGACCAAAUGAUGAAUAAAAUAAAGGCUAUCAAGAUGAAAAGAGUGAGGAAGCCUGAAAUAUCAUCGAAAGAUAAGGUCAAACUAGACACACCUCUCUCCUUAUGGGCUCUUAAUGUGAGAUUUCAAUACGCAGAGAGUAAAAUGAGAACAACUUUGAAAGAGAGACGUAAAUCAAUCAAGAAAACUCAAAGCAAGAUUCGUGGUGUAAUGAGAGAGAAAAUGAACCAUUCGGCUGAACUCUUCAGAGGAAAGGAAGAUGAGAAAGAAUUUGAAAGUUUCAAUUAUAAGCAACAGAAAAAUUUUAACGUUGAUAAUUUUGUGUUCGGUAAUGAGGAAAGCAGGAAUAAAAUCACCAGUGAUACCUCGAAUAGAGCCAGAGUUAAAAUGUCUGAUGACUUUUUAAUGAAAUUAAGAAUGACAAACAAUCGCUCAAGAAUUGAGAAAAACAGAAUUAAGAAAGUUCUGACAGCUGGAACUCCUUACAAAAAUACACUAUAUUCUGAAAAGUCUCACGGUAGAAACUCCUCCUUAAAAAGAGCUGGAACAAAGCAGAGCACAUAUGAAACCCUAAGCUCAAAAAGAGAAUCUCCAAGGAAUUCAAUCCCCAAAAAUACCCAAAUUCCCACUGAAGACUCCUCAGAAUCUCCUUCCAAGCCCACUAAAAAUCCUUCUACCUCCAAAAUCCUUCAAAAAUUUCCAAAGAGGAAGAGCAAGGAGUCAAAAAUCUCCAUUUACAAGGACACGAAAGAGGAUAUUCAAAUGAAAGAGCUGACAGAGUCCACUCUAAAGAACCAAAAGAAACACUUACAGAGCGAGUAUACCAAAUAAGGUCAAGUCAAAGCAAGGCAAUUACCUUAAUGAUGCCAGUGCCGAGAAGGAAAGCAUCAUCAAUGAGAACGUUUAUGGUAUCAAAGAAGGACAGAUAUUCAAGCAGAUCUCAGAGAUAGAGAUGAUCUCUCAUCCUCUUUCAGAAGAAACAAUCAAGCUUGAAGAUGUAGCAGUGUCUCUUAAGUAUAAAACCUCGGUUAAUACUAUGCUUAAGAAGAUAGCCAAGAUGACAGUCAACAAAGGACUCUCUGAAUACCCUGAUCCAAGUAGGAAGCCGUCUAAUUUGCAGAAUAAAAAGAAGAAGUCAACACGUAAUCAUUCUCAUGGUACUGAUCAUAACAAUAAAUCAGUUGAUAACUCCCAUAUCCAUGGGCAUAUCAAGCCUCUUGAGGAGCAAGGACUUCCAUUAUUAACAGUAGCUAACCAGAACGAGGAUAAUAAUAAUGAAACCCUGAAUAUUUCUGAGAAGGAGUUCUUGAAAGAACUCAUCAAGGAAAAGCUCCAGCAAUUCAGAGAGCGAUGCCUCAAGCUCUUCCCAAAUUAUGAUAAUAAAGAUACAUAUAAUAAGAACUUCCAAGCUAGGAAUGAGAUUAUGAGGAAAUUCAAAUUCGAACAGCUCAAAUAAGACAAGCAUGAAUAAUUUUAUCAGAGAUGCGAAGAAGUUCAUCCUCUCAAAAAGGAAACAAAAAGAGCAAUCUUCUCUAUCCAAAGCGGAUUCGAUGCUCUUCUCUGAGCUUGAUAGGCUCAGCAAAGAGAGUAGCAAAGACAUACAACUUCAAGAUCCAAUAAUCGAUGAUAUGCAGAAAGAGUUCGUUGACUGGGUCUUGGCCAACUUGAAGAGAGAUGGAAAGAGAGCCAGAACAAAAGAUUUACGUAUCAAAAAAUGCUAUAUGGGCCUUCUUUCCUACGAUAUGAAUAAAAUGAAAGUAAAGAAGAAUUCUAAAGCUAAUGUUAAGGCGCAAUAUGAUAACAUCAUUGAUGCAAUGAUCCAGAAACAUAAUAAAGACAAAGCUUUGAAGGACAAAACCAUCUCUAAUAUCAAAAGAAGGGUUGUACCGAAUAUAUCAUAUUCCAAAAAUCGGAAAGAGAUUUUCUAA
Messenger RNA from Moneuplotes crassus, 2255 nucleotides. Lineage: Eukaryota; Ciliophora; Spirotrichea; Euplotida; Euplotidae. The record is from the annotation of a GenBank genome assembly.